GGCGGAGCACCCGACCCAACCCUGGGCCAGCCGCCUCUGCUCUAUGCCGCCUUCAGGCGGAGCACCGGACUCGAGCUCUGGAAACCCUCCAAUGACGUUUGCCGAGGCGAAGAGACUGAUGAGGCUGGUGAAUGUGGAGGCGCUUAAAAAGAAGCUCAGCAUGGAGACCGGGGAGGUGAUCGGAUACAAUGAGCUUCUAGAAGCUUGUGAGGGGAUGGGGGUCGCGAGAACGAAGGAGGAGGCUGCGGCUUUUGCUAGGGUUUUGGAUGAUGCUGGGGUCUUGCUCUUGUUUAGGGACAAGGUCUAUCUUCAUCCUGAUAAGGUGGUAGAACUCGUAACGAGAGCUGUCCCUCUCGCACUAACACCCGAAGAUGAUCCAAGAAGAGAAGAACUGAAACAACUACAGAAGAAAAAGGAAGAGAUCGAUAUGCUUGCACACAAACAAGUUCGCAAAGUUCUCUGGUCAGGUCUAGGCCUAAUAGUACUCCAAGGUGGCCUUUUUUUCCGUCUCACAUUCUGGGAGUUCUCUUGGGAUGUCAUGGAACCAAUCACGUACUUUUGCACGACUGCCAGCGCAGCUAUCAGCUACUUUUAUUUCCUUAUCACUUCGAGGGACCCAACUUAUCAAAAUUUGCUUACGAGGAUUUUUCUAAAGAAACAGAAGAAUUUGUAUCAGAAGAAGGAUUUUGAUUUGAAGAGGUUCGAGGAGUUGCAGAGGCAUUGUAAGAGCCCUUUGGAUCAUAGAGGAGAGAGCGAACUGGAUGCGAUUUAUGCAAUUUAUAAAAAUUGAUUUUUUUUACCCCUCAAGGGUCACUGUUAUAGAACUAACACGCUUGUUGUUCUCCCAAUUUUUUAUUGCUGUUCAAUCAAAUUUCUGUUAAAUUGUGAGAAACAGCAAGUCAAGUUUUGUAUCUUAUACGAAAUUCCUUCACAAUACAAAGUGCUUACUACAAAA
Molecule: messenger RNA, 955 nt
Organism: Asparagus officinalis (garden asparagus)
Lineage: Eukaryota; Viridiplantae; Streptophyta; Magnoliopsida; Asparagales; Asparagaceae
Product: calcium uniporter protein 6, mitochondrial-like
Exons: 2
Coding region: 44-790 (248 amino acids)
Biological process (GO): calcium import into the mitochondrion; mitochondrial calcium ion homeostasis
Cellular component (GO): uniplex complex; mitochondrial inner membrane
Molecular function (GO): uniporter activity; calcium channel activity
Source: RefSeq, a predicted model, not a curated record